Pipistrellus nathusii (Nathusius's pipistrelle) is the source of this 1101-nucleotide messenger RNA. NCBI's taxonomy places the organism in Eukaryota, Metazoa, Chordata, Mammalia, Chiroptera, Vespertilionidae. The record is from the annotation of a GenBank genome assembly.
AUGCUGUGGCUGCUGGCCCUGCUGUGGGCAGGGUCCCUGGCUCAGUAUGGAAGCUACUACCAACUGACAGUGCAGACGCCCGUGACGGUGCAGGAGGGCCUGUGCGUGUUUGUGCCCUGCACCUUCACCCACCCGGGGAACUUCCAGGAUGAUCCUCCCCCUGCAUAUGGCUACUGGUUCCCAGAAGGAGCUGAUGAACUCCAGGAUGCUGCUGUGGCCACAAACAACCCAUUUCGUAAAGUGCAGGAGGAGACCCAGGGCCGAUUCCACCUCCUCAGGGAUCCCAGGACCUACAACUGCUCCCUGGACAUCAGAGGCGCCCGGAGGACAGAUGAGGGAUCAUAUUUUUUUCGGGUGGAGAGGGAAAAUUACCGAAUGGGUAAAUAUUCUUACAAAAUGAACAUGCUCUCCGUGCAUGUGACAGCCCUCAACCACACACCUGACAUCCACAUCCCGGGGACCCUGGAGUGUGGCCGCCCCGGGAACCUGACCUGCUCUGUGCCCUGGGCCUGUGAGCGGGGCACGCCCCCCACCUUCUCCUGGACCUCAGCUGCCCACAGCUCCCUGGGCCCCAGGACCCGCCUCUCCUCCGUGCUCACCCUUACCCCACGGCCCCAGGACCACGGCACCAACCUCACCUGUCAGGUGCACUUUCCUGCUGUUGGUGUGACCGUGGAGAGAACCAUCCAGCUCAAUGUCACUGGUGCUUCGCAGAAUCCAACAGCAGGUGGUUGCCUGGAAGAUGGUGCAGGGGAACUGAGGACGAAGGCAGACGUGGUUCGGGCGGCCGUCACGGGAGCCGGUGUCACUGCACUGCUGGCUGGCUGCCUCUGCCUCAUCUAUUUUGUAGUGAAGACUCGCAGGAAGAAAGCCAGGGCAGCGAUGGGCAUGGACAACAUCCACCCUGCCACGGGGCCAGCUUCGCUGGGUCAGCAAAAGACACCCGAGUCAGACAGCCAAGCUGACUCCACCAGCCCUGCAGGGGCCACUCCGGCCUUGAGGGUGGAGCCAGAGGUGUAUUAUGCCUCCAUCCGCUUUAAGGAGAAGAAACCUCCUCAGAUGAGCCCCGAAUCGGAAUACGCAAAUGUCAGGACCCAUUGA